UCGUCUGCUUCCGGUGCAGAAUCGUGCCAUGUUUUGCUUCUGUUUUUACCUCAGUUUAGUUUCAGAUUCGGUCUAGACCACUUUACCUCAAUUAUUUCCUGCCGUCAUGUCCCGGGGGUCGAGUGCGGGGUUUGACCGGCACAUCACCAUCUUCUCCCCGGAGGGAAGGCUCUACCAAGUCGAGUAUGCCUUUAAAGCGAUAAACCAGGGCGGACUGACCUCUGUGGCCGUCAGAGGGAAGGACUGUGCUGUAGUCGUGACGCAGAAGAAAGUUCCUGACAAGCUCCUGGACGCUGCGACAGUCACACACCUGUUCAAAAUCACAGAGAACAUAGGAUGUGUUAUGACCGGCAUGACUGCUGAUGGCAGGUCUCAGGUGCAGCGUGCACGGUACGAGGCGGCUAACUGGAUGUACAAGUAUGGCUACGAGGUGCCCGUGGACAUGCUGUGCAAACGCAUGGCUGACAUCUCCCAGGUUUACACCCAGAACGCAGAGAUGAGACCGCUAGGCUGCUGUAUGAUAGUGAUCGGGAUUGAUGAGGAAUUGGGCCCACAGCUGUUCAAGUGCGAUCCAGCCGGCUACUACUGCGGCUUCAAGGCCACGGCAGCCGGAGUGAAACAGACAGAGGCCACUAGUUUCCUGGAGAAGAAAGUGAAGAAGAAGCUGGACUGGACUUAUGAGCAGACUAUAGAGACGGCUAUCUCAUGCCUGUCUACUGUUCUGUCCAUCGACUUCAAGCCCUCGGAGCUAGAGAUCGGAGUCAUCACGGCACAAGAGCCCAAAUUCAAGAUUCUGUCAGAGGCCGAGAUCGAUGCUCACCUGAUGACUUUGUCUGAGCGGGAGUGAAGCGGUUUUAUAAGAAGGGAUGAUAAACAGUAAAAAGCAUCAACACACAAUAUUUCUCAGCUGGAAGGAAGAUGAAGGAGGAGCUGGUAUCAUCUUCUUCAAAAAGAGAUGAACAGUAACAGAUAACCCCACCCCCACCCCUCCAUGCUAUCUGGUCACAAACAGGACAUGAUAUUAUCCAUGUACCCAAACCCCUGCCCCCUCCUGUGUUUUCCUUCUGCAGCCAGCUGCUAAAUGUCUCAGAUCGUGGACGGGACAUUCAGAUCAGUCCCUGACGUGACACAUAAAGUGUGACGUGGCAGCUGAUGUGACAGACGGCCGCAGCGCAGCAGCUCAGCCUGAAUGACUUCACCUAAUGAGUGUGACAUGAGCAGAUUGGAAGGUGGAGGUGUGGUAACACUACAACUUACAGCACAAUACCUCUUAAAUGUGGACUCAGUGGUCCUGUAGCUUCACUGUGCUCGGCAGUGCUUCCUGACCAUCUUUUCUCAGGGCUACCACUUACAUAUGUGUCUCUCUUCUUCAGUGUUUAAGCUUUCCCCUCUGCACUGUCUUCAGUUUCAGGAUGAAAUUCAUGCUCUGUACUCGAUGAUAACCCAGGGAACAGCUGUGGGAAUUCUCCUACAGCAGCGGGUCAUUGUCACACCCCUGUUUAAAUCUGCUCAGGUCACUAGAAAGCUGGUGUUUUGAUCUACCUGCCCUUCUGCUGCAGCUGCUGUACAUUUCCACACUUCUAUUAAACACACUUUUUAUUUAACACAGGUGUUUGAUUCUCUGCGCACAUUCAUUCCUGUCUGACGGCUCUUAGCUCUCUCGAAAUUACUCGACAGAGUGUACAAGUGAGAAUGCAAAUGUCUGAACAGUCAGCUUCCACAGUAAACGAUCUUUACUAUGCCUGCUUCCUGAUACAAAGCGAGUAUCAUGUACCCAUACCCACAGUUUGUUUACACCCAGUGAGAACUGCACCUAAUGCAAACGAUUAUUGUGCUGCAUUCUGCUUUGCAUUAAUUUGAUCGUUUCGCCUAACAACACAUCUUCUUUGAAAAUGUAUUGAAUCCACUAUUUUCUGAUGUCUGGGAGAAAUUAUUUUAGAUAAUCACGAUCUCUGUGUUUAACAAGAUAAUUGGGAUUGGGAUUUUUGCCCCAAUUGAGCCGACUUUUGCUGUUUAUUUCCAGUACUGGAAACGCUCCUGCCGCGGUCAAUCGCUUUGCACAUAUCGCGACCUAUGUGCCCACUCAGCAGCGCCAUUAGACCGAGUACUCUCACGCUUACAAUGCCCACUGCUGUCUGUGUGUUAAGUCUCAUGAUCAGCCUUUUGUGGGUACAAAGUAAACAAGCACUGAGGCACCGUUUACUCUGGUUAGGCUGAAAAUGGAGCAAAGUUCAGGCAAAAGAACAUGUGAGAUGAUCCAUUGUCGUUAAUGGUCUGGAUACUUGCUUUUAAAAAGUGCAAAGCCUAAGCUUGAUGUCCACACUGAAACCUUUCUUUCUCUUUACUUUUCUGAAGCGUUCAAGCAUCUGUAAGGUGUAGUACGCAACGUGAAAAACACAAUAUUAUACUUUGUGCUCCAUGCCAAUUAUUUAAAAGCUAUGGUUAGUGUUUUAAACAUAAAUCUGCUGAUAUUUUAUGCCGUAUGAUUACAGAUGAGGCCACCCAGCAGAAUACCAGUCCAUAAAAUCAACAUUACUACUUUUA
Messenger RNA from Pundamilia nyererei, 2544 nucleotides. RefSeq names its product proteasome 20S subunit alpha 6a (gene psma6a). The record is from RefSeq and is a predicted model, not a curated record. Bases 107 to 847 code for a protein of 246 amino acids. NCBI's taxonomy places the organism in Eukaryota, Metazoa, Chordata, Actinopteri, Cichliformes, Cichlidae. The transcript has 7 exons. Gene Ontology annotation, biological process: ubiquitin-dependent protein catabolic process. Gene Ontology annotation, cellular component: proteasome core complex; proteasome core complex, alpha-subunit complex.